Messenger RNA from Puccinia graminis f. sp. tritici CRL 75-36-700-3, 1854 nucleotides. RefSeq lists its product as uncharacterized. The transcript is spliced from 4 exons. The record is from RefSeq and is a predicted model, not a curated record. Bases 1 to 1854 code for a protein of 617 amino acids. Lineage: Eukaryota; Fungi; Basidiomycota; Pucciniomycetes; Pucciniales; Pucciniaceae.
AUGAAUAUCCCGGCCUCCAUCCCACCCUCGCUCACCCUACACCACUCAGAACUCAUCCAGGCCAUCUCAGCAACACUCAUCCUCAGACCCAUCCUACUCCUAUUCGAACACAGCCCACUCCUCAUCCACUCCGCCACUGCCAUCCUAUCACUCUCCUGCUGCCUCAUCAGCCAACCCAGCCUACCACUCUCACUACUCACCAUCUACCUCUGCGCCGAAUCAGCCUUCCAUCUCCUCUUCCUCCACAGAUACCGCCAGCUCCACCAGACCAAACUCAACCUGCUCCCUCCCCCGAUACCCUCGGCUGCUCUGCGUCAACAGAUCGUCGAUGGCCUCAUCUCAAGCUUCCAGUCCUCCUCAGAAUUCAGACAAUCACUUGCUGACUGGUUCUACCACAUCCACACACUCAAAGCCGUCCAUCUCCACCAGAUCCAUCACGACAACCUCGCCCAACUACUCGCCUCUCUCAUCUUCUCCACCCCACUAGACAGCCUUCCGCCCGUCCAUCGUGCCGAAAUUCACGCGGAUAUCCGCAGGACUCAGCUCGCCAUCAAGCACGUCUUCAAACAAGGGCUCAACCCCCAAAUCCGCUCCUACCAACACACCCUCGACCCCAUCCAAGCCCAACAUCGCCCGCUCUUCUUCUACCUCAUCAUCGAGUCCCUCCGCAUCCUCCUCCACCUCCUCCUCUCCCUCGUCGGCUUCCGUCGCCACUCUAUCCCCCUCAACCAGACCUCCUUCUCCUACUGGUUCCAUCCCGGCCUCUCCAACCCCUCUUCAGCUCAGCAUCCUCCCAUCAUCCUCGUCGCUGGUAUCGUCGGUCUGAUCUCUGUCCCUCAUUACGCGAUCUAUCUGCUCUGGAAAACGCGACGGCCGAUCUUUCUAGUCGGGAACCUGAGUGUUUCGUUGACUCUGAGCAAGCCGGAGCUCGACCUCGUCCGGGUGGUUCGGGAGACUGUCAAUAACGAGGACGCGCCGGUCUACCGCCGCAAGAUCCAGACCCUGGCCGAACAAUCUCUCUGUCUGAAAGCCAUGCUCGACCGUCACCGCUUCCCUCCGCGCUCCAAUGAGCACAAAGAUACAGACCAGCCGCAGGCCGGCGGCGCGUUCCUCAUCGGCCACAGUCUCGGCACCUGCUUGACCGCUCACUUCGUCCGCCAUCAUCCCCAAUACGUCGUCGGCACUCUCUCCAUCGAUCCCAUCUCGGUCCUGCCCUACAUCCCUGACCUGUCUGACGGUCUUUUCAUCUCUAAGGUCCGAGGAUUCCUAUACACCGAGCCCAAGACGGUUGGGCAAUUAUUGGUGCGAGUGAUUUCGCAGGAGAUCGGAGUGGCGACGGUGAUCCAACGCCACUUCCACUGGUUCGAGUUUGUGAUGUUCCCGCAUCUAGACCAGCCCGGCUCUCCGCUGGGCGUCUCCGCAAGCCAUCGGCACCACUUCGUCCUCUCCGAACACGACGCGCUCGUCAACCAUGCUCAACUGGCUCGAUACCUUGCCAUGGCCAGACCCAAUUGCACCUUCACCUCUCUCGAAGCCGCGCCGCAUGCCGGCUUCCUCUUCUUCUAUCUCCGGCCCGUCGUCCAUCUUUCGCUCGCCCUCCUCGCCUCCUCUUCCCCCCACCCUUCUUGUCCACACCCUCCCAGUCCUCCUCUUCCUCUUCCUUCUUCUUCCUCCCCGGCUGAUCUCAAACUGCAUCCCAAACCCAGUCACAAACCCAAGCCGUCCUUCUUCCGUACCCUCUUCUCUAACCCCUUCGUCCCCCUGUGGACCUCUUCUUCCGACCACCUUAAUGCCCACUUGUCCGUCUACUGGCUCCUGCUCUUCUUCGUCCUCCUUGUCGGACUGCCCUCCUAA